GUCAGAGAGCAGAACACACACACUCUCUCACGCACACUUAAAAUCUUCUCUUGUGGAUGCUGGAGUUGAGGAAGAUCAUGCUGGUGUUUGGGCUGCUGCUGCUGAUACUGCAAACUGCUGCAUGUGUGGAGCGGUUCUGCAGUUUUACUCAGUCAGAUCCCUGUUAUGCAGCUCUGGGACACAAACUCAACCUGCAGAUGGUGAACGCCAGUAAAUAUAAACUGACCAUAAUAAAGAGAAUAGACAACACAGAUGAUGCAGCUUGUAGAGUAAGAAAUGACACAAAGAGAGCAAAUGAAUGUGAUCUUUAUAUAAACAGACCUGAAGUGAAAAUCAUUAAUGGGACUGUGAUGAUAAACCCGGUGAAGAGAGAAGAUUCAGGAGAUUUCAGAAUACAAUUUAAUAAUCCUGACGGCACAGAAACAUCUCAAGAUCUUCAGGUGAAUGUUGAAGCUCCUGUUGGCUCAGUGGAAGUGUCAGUCAUCUGCUCCUCCAAUCAGAUGAGGUCAGUGUCCUGCUCCUCUGAGGGGGAUCAGCUCCUCUACAGCUGGACUCUCAAUGGAGAAACACUGAUGGAUGAAAACAGGAACAUUUAUCUUGAAGAAGGAACUGAAGGAGAAAUCACCUGCACUGUGAAGAACCACGUCAGUAAAAGACAGAAGACUGUUAGCACCGAAGACUGUUCAGUGACCAGCAGCAGUCUAACAACAUCAAACUGGGUGUCUCACAGCUCUAUGCUGGUCAUUUAUUUGAUGAUUCUGUUCGCUCUGUUAGGAGGAUUUCACAUCUACAUCCACACACAAGUCAGGAAAGAAAGAAGAUCAAAACCUGAUGAUGAGGAGAUUUAGUGAAGAACACAGAGCAGAUCUCAUCACAUCUAUAUUACAAUGACUUCAUGAUGUUCAAGAGUUUCACCUGGAUACAGAGUUUAUUUUCACAUAUAGUUUUUUCGUCUUUUACUUUAGUAUGUUGGUUUUGAUUGAUUUCUCAUUGUUUAUGAUACCUAAACUAUUCAAACUUUU
This is a messenger RNA of Danio rerio (zebrafish), 1022 nucleotides long. Lineage: Eukaryota; Metazoa; Chordata; Actinopteri; Cypriniformes; Danionidae. The record is from RefSeq and is a predicted model, not a curated record.